Molecule: messenger RNA, 1083 nt
Organism: Athalia rosae (coleseed sawfly)
Lineage: Eukaryota; Metazoa; Arthropoda; Insecta; Hymenoptera; Athaliidae
Product: neurofilament heavy polypeptide-like
Exons: 4
Coding region: 117-962 (281 amino acids)
Molecular function (GO): odorant binding
Source: RefSeq, a predicted model, not a curated record
GAGAGUAUAAAAGAUCCAAAAUUGGCAUAGUUUCUAACUAGACACAGUUAGAGUGAUCACAAGAUAACAUCGUGAAGCAACGUUUUAUUCCACCGCAGUGUUAAGACCCAUCGAAAAUGAAGAUCCUGUUCGUCCUUGCUGCCGUGUUGGCGGUGUCGUUGGCUGCACCGACGGAAGUUGCCGUUUCUCCCGGUAAAAUCGCAACUCCAGAAAAGAGCGUUCCUUCGGAACCCGAAAAAGAUCGGGAACAAUAUUUCCACAAGGUCGCUAGCCCGGUGCCGGAACCGAUCGUCGAAGACAAAGUUGAGCCCGUUUCAGCGUCGGACAAGGUAGCAGAGAACAACGACGCGGAGAAGGUAAAGGAAAAGGUCUCCGCGGAUAAGUUGGGAGAAAAAUCGGAAGAGAAAAUCGAAGACAAGGUCAAAGUUGAUCAAGCCGUUGCGGCGUCGGAGGAACCGCUGCCAACUCGUCCCGAAGAAGAAAAACCGGUAGUCGUCGUUGUUGCUACCCCCGUGGCAAACGAGGAAACGGAAAAGGAAAAAGCGAAGGAACAAGGAGGGAUUCAAGUUCAGGAAACUAAGACAAAGGAAGAGGAGAUCAAAGAGGAAAAAGAAGCGGCGGAAAAAGAAGAAGACAACAACGAUGUGAGCGCUAUUUGUCGCGCGAGUACGGGCGUCACACUGGAACAGGUAUUAGCGGUCGCCGGUGCACCGCCAGUCGACCCGCCGAGGUCCAUGAAAUGCUACCUGAAAUGUAUGGAAGAACAUCUUGGAACGUUAGAGGCAGAAAUUUCGAUAAAGGACUCCGCUACCGACAGCGAAAAACCAUCUGAAGCUCCCAAAGAAGAAGCGGAAACAGUCGACGAUCCUUGCCUCAGACCCCAAACCGACGAUCCCUGCGACUCGGCGUACCUCAGGUUCUACUGCAACUUCAAAUCGUCCGAUAAGAUCUCCGUUCUUUGAAUCCAUAAGUAAAUUGAGAUAUCAUAGUAACCUAAUUUACAUAGGAUAUUAUCUUAUUUAUAAUUACCGAAUUUAUGCCAUAAGUAUUGUAUAAAAUAAUAAAUUAUUGUUGAAGAAAAAA